UCAACACUCAAUCAAACAACAACGUCUCCAUCAGCGCUCCUAUAAUGAAUCUCCCUUCAUCACCAUCGCCGGCACACAUCCCCAACCAUCUUUCUAUCGAAGUGCUUUCUUUCCUUCCCGUAAAAUCUCUUAUGCGAAUGAGCUGCUUGAGUAAGUUCUUUAACUCCCUCUUCACCGAUCCUUUAUUCAUCAAAUUGCACCUUCACCGAUCUGCACGAAAACCUCACCUCGCACUAGUCACUUUCAAUAUCGAGACUGUUGUACCCUUCCCAGUACCUCAAUUACUUUCCAACCCUCCGAUCACCCUUACCGAUGAUCCUUGCUACCUUACCGCAGAUCGUGUAUUUAUACCAGAGGAUUUCAUCAUCCGCCAGGUUGUUGGUUCAUGCAACGGUUUGAUCUGCUUGCUCAGUACUGCAACUGAGUAUCGAUACUUAUGGCUCCGUUUCUGGAACCCUUCUACUAGGACAAUUUCAAAACAAUUAGGGAGUAUUCGCUUUUCUCACCAUGUGCUUUAUAGAUUAAGGCCUUACAAGUUCUCAUUUGGUUAUGAUAAUUCAACCGCCAGUUAUAAAGUAGUAUCGUUAAUUGCUCGCACUUGUAGUAUAAUUGGAGUGCAAAUUUUCAGUUUGGGUGAUAAUGUUUGGAGAGACAUUUCAAAUUUUCCAGGGUAUCCUCUUCAAUUGCUCAACCAUCGCCAUAAGGUGAAUGGCGGCGUGUAUUUGAGUGGCACUAUUAAUUGGUUGUCUGCUUCUUACUACCCGGUUAAGUCGGUUGAUCAAUACAUGAUUGUUUCGCUUGAUUUGGGAACUGAGACAUAUAAGCAGAUGCAACUGCCUUCUGGUUUUGAUGAAAUACCUCGCGUUGAUCCAACUAUUGGUGUGUUGAUGGACUGUCUUUGUUUUUCUUAUGAUUUUAAGCAAACGCAUUUUGUUAUAUGGUGGAUGAAGGAAUUUGGAGUUGAAGAGUCUUGGACUCAAUUCCUUAGAGUUAGUUAUGAGAAUCUUCAAAUUGAUUAUAACUUUGGAGUUCAGAGAUUAUAUUUGGUGCCAUUGCAUCUUUCUGAGAAUGGUGAUACAUUGAUACUAGCGAGCGACUUAGAAGACCAAACAAUUCUCUAUAAUAUUAGAGAAAAUAGUGUAAAGAGAACUAGAAUUACCAAUAGAAUGUGUUGGUACUCUACUAAGGAUUAUGUUGAUAGCUUGGUUUCGCCUUCUUGAAAGUAAUCAAAACUCCAACAUCUAGCAGAUGAGCGUUAUUCAUGGUACAUGUCAGGAUGGUGGGAAGAAAUAGGAAGCUUCUUCAAUUAUAGUAUAAGAAAUUUAUGACUCAAUUGUUGCCUUUAUAAAUUUUUAGGAAAUACUUGUAGAAACUUAAUGUUGUUUGUGUAAAGGCAGAUGAAAAUCUCCAACUCUUUGAAUAAUUUGAGCACAUUUUUUUUA
This is a messenger RNA of Cicer arietinum (chickpea), 1442 nucleotides long. Its product is annotated as F-box/kelch-repeat protein At3g06240-like. Lineage: Eukaryota; Viridiplantae; Streptophyta; Magnoliopsida; Fabales; Fabaceae. The record is from RefSeq and is a predicted model, not a curated record. Gene Ontology annotation, molecular function: protein binding.